This is a messenger RNA of Meloidogyne enterolobii, 656 nucleotides long. The record is from the annotation of a GenBank genome assembly. NCBI's taxonomy places the organism in Eukaryota, Metazoa, Nematoda, Chromadorea, Rhabditida, Meloidogynidae.
AAAUGACACUACUCUUAGACCAAACAAUCAUUAACGAAAUGCGUUUAGCUGUAUCACCAGUAAUUGAUGGGGAAUUAGUGCCCAAAUCGCCUAGAGAACUCAGAGAUGAAUUAGAUGUUUGCAAACCGGUGAUAUGUGGUCAUAGUCAACAUGAAGGACUUUUAUUUCUUGCAAUAGGAAUGCGUCGAGCAAAUAAUAAAUUACUAAAUUAUUGUAAAAAUAGAGUAUGUGCUCUCUUAAAAGAAGCAAGAAAAAGAAUGCCAAAUGAACAAUUAGCUAAUAAAUUAAUUCCUUUAGUUGAUGAAUUUGAUCAACUUUAUAAUAUUCCAAAAAUGGUAGCGGGAAAGAAAUUGAAAAUUUUUGAAGAUAAAACACAAAUACAAAAUACUUGUGUUACCAUAAUGAGCGAUUUAAUCAGCAAUAUAGCCACACAAAAUUAUUGUCAUCUCAAUAUGAAAAAACCCAAAUCCCAUAUUUGGCGUUUUAUUUUCGAACAUUACAAUUCAGAUAGUACUUGGUCUUUAAAUCCUUUCUUCCCCUUCAAAGCCAGCACUCACGGGAAUGAAUUAAAUUAUAUUUUUGGAAUUAAUUUUUUUGUUACUCCAUGGAGAAGGACGGAAGCUGACAAAACUGUUAAGAAGUUGACUACAAAGUGA